Molecule: messenger RNA, 315 nt
Organism: Aspergillus vadensis CBS 113365
Lineage: Eukaryota; Fungi; Ascomycota; Eurotiomycetes; Eurotiales; Aspergillaceae
Exons: 2
Coding region: 1-315 (104 amino acids)
Molecular function (GO): ATP binding; ATP hydrolysis activity
Source: RefSeq, a predicted model, not a curated record
AUGAUUGGACUUGAAAGCGUCAAGGACAGCCUUCUUGCCAUCAAGGCUAAGGUGGAUGUGGUCGUUCGGCAGGGGGUAAGUCUGUCUGACGAGUGGUUCGGGGCAGCUCUCCUUGGUAACCCAGGAACAGGUAAAACUACUGUGGCGCGUCUAUAUGCCGAAUUCCUUGGGUCUGUUGGGGUUAUCCCGGGAAGCUACUUCAUUAAAAUAUUGGGUUUGAAACUCGCCAAUGCCGGUAUUGCCGGGUGCCAAAAAUAUCUCAAUAAAAUAAAAUCAAAAGGUGGAGGAGCUUUGUUUAUAGAUAAGGCUUAUUAG